AACGGACCAAUGAGGACGAGGGAAGCCGCAGAGUGACAUCAGAUCGGGCCAAUGGGAUCGCUGGGGAAACCACUGUUUAUACCUGCCCCCCCGCCUUCUCCCCGUACAAGGCGACUGUUUUGCCCCCUGCCGUGGACAUCAUGGUGUGGGAGGUGGUGACCCCGGCCGUGCAGCCCGGUGACCCCAAAGCCUGCCAGGUCCGGGAGCCCGAGCUCCGGCCUGAACGCGCAGUGAUGAUGAAUGUCGACGGCGACAUGACUUCACAUGACCUUCUCCGCUGUGACGAGCACUUCUCCCCCUCACCUGGCGGCCCCGUCAGUGACAGCUACAUGGAAUAUGACGACCUGCCAGAUUUACAGGAGGUUCGGGAGGAGGCGGAGCCCACGGCGGCAGCGCUGGUUUACCAGGUCGAGGUGGGUGUGUCCCACCAGGAGGAGCGCGCGCACGCGGCGAUGCACUGCCCGCGGCCUCCCGACACGCACCGGCUGACACAGCUGGCUCACAUCGCCACAGGGCCCCAGAGCCCCCUGCUGCAGGCGUCUCCUCACCGCAGCUCCUCCCUCGUCUGCAUCUCCAGCAUCAGUGCUGAUCUACAUUCCUAUGCCCGGCCUCCUCCUCCUCGUCUCCCCAGCAGCUCACUGUCGCCCUCCAGAGGUCAUGGCAGGGAGCGCCGACACAGCAGGACGAGCAGUGAAUGCGGCUCUGUGGUGUCGACCAGAUCCUCUCUGUCUGACGACGAAGACAUGGGCUGGAGCUCCUCAUGGCCAGCCACCGCCUGGCACUGUUUUCUCAAAGGCACUCGUCUGCAUUUCCAUGGCGGCAGCGAUGUGCAGUGGCAGGAAGCUGAGGAGUUGGACUCUGCCGAGGAAGACUCCUGUGACGAGGAGCGGUCCGGAUCUCUGAAGAGUUACGGCUCGGAGGGUCUGCAGCUCUUGGAGCACUCCGAGACCGUGCUGUCGGGUCAGGCCGUCCUACAUCUGACUUUUGACCCCGGCGCAUUUGGAAACGCCCCCAUGAUCGCCAGGUGCCAACUGGACCACCCCUUCUAUGUGAAGAGCAAAGGGUGGUCGUCCUUCUACCCGAGUUUGACCGUGGUGCAUUAUGGGAUACCGUGCUAUGAAAUGGCGGUAGGAGACGUUUGCCUGCCUCCGGGACACAGGGACGCCAAACACACGGAUGACUCGCUGGUCUUUGACGCCUUUAGGAGUUACGACUUCACUCCCCUUGACUCCUCUGCGGUCUAUGUGUUGAGCAGUAUGGCCAGGCGGCGACGCGCCUCCCAGUCCAGCGGAGGAGCCGUUUCUCCGGACAGAGACACGCCACAAGGUCAAGAUGCCGACAGUCGCACACACUCCCGCUCCCCUCAUCAAAAGCCAAACAAGAGCCCGUCCGCCAGUGCACAGGGAGGGAGCAACGACACGGCCGUCAGGUGCAAGCGGCCGAUGAACGCCUUCAUGCUGUUCGCCAAGAAGUUCCGGGUGGAGUACACGCAGAUGUUCCCAGGCAAAGACAACAGAGCAAUCAGCGUCCUGCUUGGCGAGCGCUGGAAGAAAAUGCGAAGUGAGGAGCGGCGUACUUUCACCGUACAGGCCAAGGCCCUCGCAGACGAACAGAAGAGACUCAACCCAGACUGCUGGAAACGCAAACGAAGCAACUCUGGUUGUCAGGGAAAUUAAGGCUGCAGAGAUGAAAAGAGGACACACACAAAUAUUACACAGUGACGAAGAAAAGAAAACUAUGCGUGACCUAAUACUUUGCUUCAAUAUUAUAUUCUAUUAACAAAAGACUUGCCUUGAUCUCCCAAAGUGAGGAUUCAGCUAAGUCUUUUUUAAACCUCGUCACGGUCACGAGCUGCAGUGUCUCGAAAACAAAAAGUCACUUCCCUCUCACUCACUUUUAAAAAGAUUAAAUCAUUAUAUAGCCUUAAUAAUUGUGAUUAAUUAUGAGAAGGUUUCACUGUGGUGUCUCCCUCUAGAAAGGACAAAUUUUCCAAACUAUUUUUCCGACGCGGAUCAUCGGGGCUCCAGCCACGACUGGAAACGCCACAGAUCAUUUACCAGCAAUUUGACAGUAAAUUUUUUUAUAAAUAAUAAUAAUAAUAAACAGAGUCUGAUCCUUUUCAGUCUCUCGUAUGCGUGGAACAGGUGGAAUCUGUGGUGCUGUAAGCCUUGUAGCUGAAUGUAGCUAUUUUCCCCUAAAUAAAUAUUUUAUAUACAAAGCAUUUACUUGCCUGUAUCACAUUUUGCGCUCAGUGUAUUUUACUUAGACUUUUUUCAACCUUUUGCUUUUGUGUAAUUUUCCACAUGGCAGAUUUAGCGGUGAAAACAAACACACAGGCUUUUAUUUUGAAAGAAAUGCUGGUUAUGAUCAAUUUAUUGCGUGAGACACUGUGGUUCAGGUGCCAACAGCAGCAUUUCCCCUGUUUGUACUCAGCCUUUAUUUUUUGCAGAGUUUAUUUUUUGCGGGAUCUGCAAUAAUUAGUAUUGUCAUAAAGUUCACAUGACAGUGAAUUUGAGAAUAUAUGGCUGUGACUUUGAUCCGUCAGUCGUCAUCGACACUGCCGAGGCGUCCAAUGAGCGAGAGCAACGUGUUUCUGUUUUUAAUUCUGACACCUCAGUGUGGCAUAAUAACUUCUUUUCUUUUUUUUGUGUGAGGUCAAAGUAUUUAUCUGUGAUAUAAUCAAAGAAACAUUAAUACAGACGAGGGUUUGUGUCAUUUAAAGUUUUUUUUUUAAGUUUUUGUUUUGUUCUGUUGGACAAUUCUUCCCAAGCUGAUGUGUUCACACUGAUCGAACACAUGAAAAGUGGUUAUCGAAAAUCAGUGUUUUUUGUUUUUUAAUCAGGAUGUUUGUUUCUUUUUUUCUGGGGGGGGGGGGGGGGCCCAGAAAUGCUACAAAUAGUUUUAUCUCUUCUCUUUUACAAGUGUUUACAUUCAUGGAAUCAGCAUUUCAUUUUCUUAAAUCGCUCUCGGUAGCAUUUUUUGUGUAAAAGAUGAGGCGGACGUGAUGAUUUCAGAACCCUGGGUAGUUUAGGUUUUGAGUAAAAAAAAAGGAAAAAAAAAACACCAAAAAGCUGUUGCACAUAUAAAGGGCUGAAAUAAAAAUAUAAACCGCCAAAGGAGCCUGUUCAAAUAUGCAAAUUUUAUAUAAUGAGACAGCCCUGGGCCCUUGAAGAUUUAUUGGGGGAUACUGGAUAUUAUGGUUCGACCACAGCCCCCGCAGGCGCACGGCAGAUUUCGCACCACCCGCUGUGUUCGAAUAUCCCUCAGAGACAAAGAUCCGGCUGAAGGCGUCAUCUGAUAGAUAAAAGAUUAUGCCUGAAAAGCAAGACCCACCUGAUAAAAAAAAUUAGCCUCGUUAAAGUGAUAAUUCCUCAGAUACCGAGGCUUCACAAACACGGAGUGAUUGGAUGAAAGUACAAUGAAGUUUUUGCAUUUCGAUGUUUGAAAAGGUGACUUUUUAAACGGAAAUUUGCAAUAAAUAAAUAAAUAAAUAAAUAUUUUUCCAGGACGGGCACUCUCUCUCCCGGCGUAACGAGGUUCAUUCUUAAUGCACUAUAUACACUUUAUCUUAUGUGACUGCUACAGUAUCAUGUGUCAUGACAAAUAUUAAUAUGACUAUAUAUAUAUAUAUAUAUAUAUAUUUUUUGGUUCCGGCGUAAUCUUCAGUUACCCUUUCGUGGUUGUGCAUUGAUUAUUUGAUAUUUUGUUGUAUGUCUUUGCUAUCAUGCCAUGUAGAGGUCCAUCAGGGGAGACGAUGCAAUACAGUGUAUCAUAGUAUGAAUAAAAGCAUGAGAAAACCAUAA
Scophthalmus maximus (turbot) is the source of this 3803-nucleotide messenger RNA. RefSeq names its product HMG box-containing protein 1-like. NCBI's taxonomy places the organism in Eukaryota, Metazoa, Chordata, Actinopteri, Pleuronectiformes, Scophthalmidae. Gene Ontology annotation, cellular component: nucleus. The transcript is spliced from 13 exons. Gene Ontology annotation, molecular function: RNA binding; RNA polymerase II cis-regulatory region sequence-specific DNA binding; protein binding. Gene Ontology annotation, biological process: regulation of transcription by RNA polymerase II. The record is from RefSeq and is a predicted model, not a curated record. Bases 141 to 1676 code for a protein of 511 amino acids.